Thelazia callipaeda (thelaziosis nematode) is the source of this 276-nucleotide messenger RNA. The record is from the annotation of a GenBank genome assembly. NCBI's taxonomy places the organism in Eukaryota, Metazoa, Nematoda, Chromadorea, Rhabditida, Thelaziidae.
AUGCUUAUUGUAUGGUUUUCAUCUUUUACAUUAUCAUCAGUUAAUGGUGAAAAAUCUAAUAUAAAAUGCUAUGCUUGCACAAAUAUCGAUACGAAAUCAUUUUUUGAUGAUGUACAAGCCUGGGAUCUGAAAAAUUGGCUUGAAACUACUCGUUUUGUUUCAAAAACUAAGCAAUGUGAAGACAAGUUCAAUGUCAAUGAUUUUUCAUUAUCCUGUAAUAAUGGUUUAUGUAUGAAGAUGUUAUAUACUUCUGAAAAUGGUAAAAUAUUUUCAUAA